Lepisosteus oculatus (spotted gar) is the source of this 2817-nucleotide messenger RNA. The record is from RefSeq and is a predicted model, not a curated record. Lineage: Eukaryota; Metazoa; Chordata; Actinopteri; Semionotiformes; Lepisosteidae.
ACAGGCGGCGUCUGCAGACCCGCUGGCCAGGCUGUUGAAGAAGAGGAAUGCCGACGACGCGGGGCAGUCCGAUAUCGAGGUCUACAGCGUGAGGAUCGACUGCAAGGUGACGUCGCGCUUCGCCCACACAAUCAUGACCAGCCGCGCCGUCAACCACGCCAACGUCUCCAGAGAGGCCCUGUUUGAUGUGGAGCUGCCCAAGACCGCCUUCAUCACCAACUUCAGCAUGGUGAUCGACGGGGUGACCUAUGUGGGCCAGGUGAAGGAGAAGGAGCAGGCCAAGCAGCAGUACCAGAAGGCCGUGUCCCAGGGGCAGAGCGCUGGCCUGGUCAGGGCGUCGGGGCGGAAGAUGGAGAAGUUCUCGGUGUCGGUGAACAUCGCGGCGGCCAGCAAGGUGACCUUCGAGCUGACCUACGAGGAGCUGCUGAAGCGCAGCCUGGGGAAGUACGAGCUGAUGAUCCGGGUCCGACCCAAACAGCUGGUGCAGCACUUCGAGAUCAUGGCGGAGCUCUACGAGCCCCAGGGCAUCGCCUUCCUGGAAGCCAACGGCACUUUCAUCACCAACGACCUGCUCCCCCUGGUGAAGACGACCAUCACUGGGAACAAGGCGCGAGUGUCCUUCUCUCCCGGGCUGGAGCAGCAGCGGACCUGUGUGGGCUGCCCCUCCACGCGCAUCGAUGGUGAUUUCUUCAUCACCUACGACGUCAACCGGGAGAAGGACAUUGGAGACAUCCAGAUCGUGAACGGGUACUUUGUGCACUUCUUCGCUCCAGCCAACCUGCAGCGUGUGCCCAAGAACGUGGUGUUCGUGAUCGACGAGAGUGGCUCCAUGGGGGGCAGGAAGAUCGAGCAGACCCGAGAAGCCCUGCACGCCAUCCUGAACGACAUCCAGGAGGAAGACUACUUCGCCCUCCUCGUCUUCGACGAUAGGCUCCGCAAGUGGAAGCCCUCGCUGACCAAGGCCACGCCCGAGAGCCUGCGGGAGGCCAAGCAGUUCGUGGAGACCAUCCAGGCCCGCGGAGGCACCGACAUCAACUGGAGCGUGCUGGAGGCCGUGAAGAUGCUGAAGGACGACCUCGCCAACCACACGCUGCCCGAGAGGAGCGUCUCGCUCAUCAUCCUGCUGACCGACGGGCAGCCCGCCUCAGGCGUCACAAACCUUGAGAAAAUCCAGGAAAACGCCCGGAAUGCCAUUGGAGGGAACAUGACGCUGUACUGCCUGGGAUUCGGAUACAAUGUGGAUUACAACUUCCUGCACAAACUGGCUUCCGAGAACAACGGCUUCGCCAGGAGGAUCUACGAGGAUUCGGACGCCGCGCUGCAGCUCCAGGGCUUCUACACAGAGGUGGCCAACCCCCUGCUGUGGGGGAUCGAGAUGCAGUACCCCGAGAACUCCGUGGACUCCCUGACAGAGAGCUCCUUCAAGCAGCUGUACCAGGGCUCGGAGAUCGUGGUGGCCGGACACAUUUCCGACAACAGCCUGGACUUCUUCCCGGUGGAGGUGAAGGCGCAGGGGCUGGAGAAUGAGCUGCACCUGCAGAGCCAGUCCAGGGUGCAGGAGAGACUGGAGGCCUCCAAGGAGCAGCAGUAUAUCUUCGGGGAGUUCACCGAGCGCCUGUGGGCCUACCUCACCAUCCAGCAGCUGCUUAGUAAGAGGGGCAGUGGCACACCUGAGGCAAAGUCAAACAUGACCGCGCGCGCCCUGGAGCUCUCCCUGCAGUACAGCUUCGUAACGCCCCUCACCUCCAUGGUGGUCACUAAGCCACAGGAGGACGACGACAAGGACACCCUGAUAGCCGACAAGCUGACCGAAGAGGAACGAGGACAGCGCAGACCUUCAGGCUUCGUGCCGCUCCUGCAAGGCUCACCCCUCACGAGCAGGACCUUUCUGACUGGUUACACCGCGUCUCGGGUCCAGAACGUGUACCACGCCCUUCCGCCGGUCACCAGCGUGGACGGGGACCCGCAUUUCAUCAUCUGGGUACCCCAGCAGAACGACACCCUGUGUUUCAACAUUGACGAGAGGCCGGGGGUCAUCUUCAGCCUUGUCUGACUCCGGCCCACAGGCAUCACUGUGAACGGGCAGACCAUCGGGGACAAGAAGCUUGUCCCCAGCAGAAAGGUCAACACGUACUUUGGGAGGUUCGGCAUCGUCAGCCGGAGUCUGGGCAUCAAGGUGGAUGUGACCACUCAGGCCAUCCACGUGUUCCACAACGGGAAAGAAGCGGUUUUCUCCUGGUCUGACACAGUGUCUCUCAAACAGCCCAGCUUCGAUCUGCAGGUCAGCAAGGAGAAGAGCCUCACUGUGGCCAUGAAGGACUCGGCCACCUUCGUCAUCAUCCUGCACAGAGUCUGGAAGAAGCACCCCUUCUAUCGGGACUACCUGGGCUUCUACACCCUGGACAGCCACCUGCUGUCGCCGGCCACCCACGGCCUGCUGGGGCAGUUCUACGGCGGCCUGCAGUUCGAGGUCAGCGACGUGCACAGCGGCGAGGCCCUGGACAAGCCUGACGCCACCAUGCAGGUGAAGGGGCUGACACUCAGCGUCACCAGAGGCUGGCAGAAGGACUACCGCUGGGACACCAAGCACGGCGAGGAGGUGCCCUGCUGGUUCGUGCACAACAACGGCACGGGGCUGAUCGACGGCACGCACACCGACUACAUCGUGUCCGGGAUCUUCAAGAGCAGCUGAGCGCCGGGCCGGGCCGGGCCGGGCCCGAGGGGAAACGAGUGUGUAGGGCUUCCUUUUCCUUUGCGGCUGAGACAACUGCAAUUUUCUUCAAAGCUCCCAAUAAAAAAAAUGUAGCUGAAAAAGUU